CAUGGCUUUAGGAACUGUUCUACCUAAGUCCUCGUUGGCAAAGGUGUUGACCAACUCAUUCUUCCCCUUUAUUCCUUAACCCAAACUCUAAAUAGAACCAAAAAUAUGUACCUAGAUCAUAAAAUACCCUUAUUGCUGAAGCAUCCAAUCCAAUACUCAAUAUUGACAACUAGUCAAUAACAAAUUAAUCAGACCCUUGUCAUGCGGUGACCAAUGUCAAUGUCAUUACAAUACAACAUUUCAACACAUUUUUCAUCGCCUCAUUCCCACACAUACCUCUGAUUUCUAGGCACAAGAAACUCCAAGAGGGUCUCGACAAAUACAAAACAAGAGUUGAAGAAUUCAGACCUGUGAUCUCAUCAUCAUCUCAUUCCUUUUUGGAACCCAAUAAUCAUAUGAAUAAGGUGGUACAUCUCUAUCUUCUCAACCAAACCCAUUAAGUGCCUGCACUGCAUUGCAUCAUUCUUCUGCAAAGACUUGCCUGGAGAAGGAAUCUCACAGCACUUUUUAAUUUCAUCCUUGCUAUAAGAAACUCAUGUAGCAGGAAGGAAGAAAAAUCAAGAAGGACAAGUGUUCUAAGGAGAUUCUGUUCUACUUUCUCAAUCUAAGCCUUUCACAUUACUUGUUUGUUUUAAUUACCCUUACAUCAUUUUGUUGCCUAACACUUGGUUUGAGAAGGAGUCAGAGCUUGAGUUUCCUUAGCACUUGUCUCUCUUAUCAAAUCAGAAGAUAAGUUUUUGAGGUGAGACAAUUUUUCCUUUCUACUGAUGAGUAGUGACAAUUCUGUGUCAUAAAAUCUUCAAUGGGUUUGGUUCACCUAUUGGUAAUAAAUUCCCUGAAAGCCAUUCAACAAUUCAGCAUCAGAAAGGUUUUGGGGUAACAUUCAUGGGGCUACACAAAUGGUGGCAAGUUACAUGGAUGAUUCUUUAUUUAUUUUUAUCAUCUUUUGUUGAAGGAUCACAUGCUUAUGACCAUGGAUCAUUAGAUGCAUUUUUUCGCAAUCACGCAAACAAAGAGAUAGGAAGGCCUCGAACAGGUGUUUUCUACAAUCUUUCCCUUCCAGCUAACUACACCGGAAUGGAAAUCGCAGUUAUCAGAUUGCGCACAGACUCAUUCUGGUUAAGAGGGGUCAAACACAGUUUCUUAAAUUUUCCACCACGCGUUGUGCCGCAGCCUAACAGGGAGAGAAUGGCUAUAGUAUAUGAAAACUUGGGAAACUGGUCUUCUCAUUACUACAAUGUGCCUAACCACACAAUGGUGGCUCCAGUUUUUGGUUUCAGGGCUUACACUUCCUCAGAAAAGGCUUUGAUUAGCACUGAGAAGAUGGAUUUAAUCAUUGAAGGGGACCCCAUCACAAUUCAAUUUCAUCAUGUUGGGCCACAUGAGAAAAACAACACACCAAUUUGUGCCAAGUUUGGUGCUGGUGGUUCUGUGGAAUUCAACAACAUGACUAAGCCAUAUGUGUGUGAAGCAGAGACUCCAGGGCACUACACUCUUGUAGUUAAAUCUCCAAAGAAAAUUCAUAUAUCUCCAAAGAUAGUUCAUCCCCAGAGCCAGAGCAAAGGAUUUAACACAUGGUGGGUGUUAGGAUUUGUAAUAGGUUCUGUUGGGUUGGUUAUUUUUGCUUUGGUGUUGAUAGCUUUAGUUAAGGAGGCCAAGAGGAGGAGGAUAAGAAAAAUGGAGAAAAUUUCAGAAGGAGGUGAGCCUUUUGAUACUUUUUGGAUUGGAGAUACUAAAUUGCCAUUAGCCCCCAUGAUUAGAACCCAACCUGUACUUGAGAAUGAUGAUGCUGUUUCUGAUUAGUUGUUGGUGGUUCACUUUCCUCAUUUCUUUCUUGUGUAUCAUUUAUUCACUUUAUGCAAAUGGAUCAGUAAACAAAUGUUGUUUGUUUUGAA
Molecule: messenger RNA, 1895 nt
Organism: Lotus japonicus
Lineage: Eukaryota; Viridiplantae; Streptophyta; Magnoliopsida; Fabales; Fabaceae
Exons: 1
Coding region: 886-1803 (305 amino acids)
Cellular component (GO): membrane
Source: RefSeq, a predicted model, not a curated record